AUGAUUUCUAACACUGAAUACUUCUCGAGUUCAGAGGCAGCAGAGGGCGUUGAGGGGAAAGUACAGCCUGGGGUCAUCCCUCCCAAACCAGCUGCACUUCAGUCUCAAACCUGCAGGAGACACUGGUUAAACAGUCCACGGGUUUGGCUGCUCCACUAUGAUUGCUCUCGGGAGAGAAGAGAGAGAGGAUGGAGGAGGGGGAAAAAGAAGGUGGUGAAGCUCAGUGCCCAGUCAGGAGUGAGCAGUUCUUUCACUGCCUUCAUUGCUGUCAAUGAAAACAGUGGUGAAGCGAUUCAAGGACCUCUGGUGCGCAGAGACGUUCCAACACCUGUUCACAGUGCUCCUAAACGCAUGGGACGCUUCCAAGGGUUAUUCUCUAAUAUGAAGAUAAAGCUGGGUGGAUCGCAAAAACUUGUUCAAAUACCUACUCUUGCUACUUCCACAGGUAGUGUUAAUGCUCUUCCCGUGAAGCGUCGCGCAAUGACUGCAACUUAUUCAGGUGUUGGUGAGUAAAAGUUUAGUGUUUUACGUAGCUUCAUUGUAACAAUAUUACUGCAGACUGUGGCUGAAUAUUGAAUGGUUUAUUAGUAAAGAAUACAUCCUUACUGUCUUUAUUC
Mugil cephalus (flathead mullet) is the source of this 617-nucleotide messenger RNA. Its product is annotated as von Willebrand factor A domain-containing protein 5A-like. NCBI's taxonomy places the organism in Eukaryota, Metazoa, Chordata, Actinopteri, Mugiliformes, Mugilidae. The record is from RefSeq and is a predicted model, not a curated record. The coding region runs from base 1 to 513 and encodes 170 amino acids. The transcript has 4 exons.